This is a messenger RNA of Carassius carassius (crucian carp), 629 nucleotides long. RefSeq names its product nucleophosmin/nucleoplasmin, 3 (gene npm3). Lineage: Eukaryota; Metazoa; Chordata; Actinopteri; Cypriniformes; Cyprinidae. The transcript has 5 exons. The record is from RefSeq and is a predicted model, not a curated record. Gene Ontology annotation, cellular component: nucleolus; cytoplasm; nucleoplasm. Gene Ontology annotation, biological process: chromatin remodeling. Gene Ontology annotation, molecular function: histone binding; RNA binding; chromatin binding. Bases 127 to 609 code for a protein of 160 amino acids.
AUGUUGAUGACGUCUUGAUUCUUGCGACGGUUUUUGUGUACUCGUCACAUGUGUUUUGAAAACGCGACCUGCACUGUAGAUUUUAUAGCCUGUAUUAAAAGUGAUUUUAGUAGCAUAUGAACAAUUAUGUCGUUUGUGGAGGACGAAGUAUCAAGCAGUGGAAUGGACUCGCGCUCGCGGUUGGAAAGCUAUGUGUUCAGUUGCCAGUUGUCUUCUGAAGUUCCAUUUUACACAUUUCAAGCAGAUGAAGAUGACGAUGUGGAACAUUUUCUCGAGCUUAGAACGAUUUGUCUGGGUGACGGUGCCAAAGAGGAGAAUAAUGUUGUGGAAGUGACUGCUAUGAAUCACCAAGGAAAGAAAAUAUCAGUGCCUGUAGCUAAUCUCAACAUUUCCUGCCUGCCUAUGGUGAACCUCGGGGAGUUUGAGUUGAUGGCUCCUGUCACACUACGCCUGAAGUCUGGAACUGGACCAGUGACCGUCAGUGGGUUACAUUUAGUUGCCACAGAGAAUGAAGGGUCUGAAUUAUCAGAUGAAGAUGAUGACGAUGAUGAUGUCAGUGAGGAGGAAAUGCCCUCAAUCAAACCAGCCAAGAAAAAGCAGAAAGCUUAAUUAGAGAUGUUUACACCAGA